Setaria italica (foxtail millet) is the source of this 2274-nucleotide messenger RNA. RefSeq names its product subtilisin-like protease SBT4.8. The record is from RefSeq and is a predicted model, not a curated record. Lineage: Eukaryota; Viridiplantae; Streptophyta; Magnoliopsida; Poales; Poaceae. Gene Ontology annotation, molecular function: serine-type endopeptidase activity. The coding region runs from base 1 to 2274 and encodes 757 amino acids. The transcript is spliced from 10 exons. Gene Ontology annotation, biological process: proteolysis.
AUGGGUCGUCACCGUACGCUUCUUCUUUUCCUCGCUCUCUUUGCCGCGAGCCUGAGCGCCUCUCAAUCCAUCAGUGGCGGCGGCGACAUCGACGACGGAGAGAAGAUCUAUGUCGUGUACCUGGGGCACCUGGCAAGCUCGGGGAAUCCCUCGGAGCCUGAAACAUUAUCUACUGCUACUGUGGAAGUUGCUCAUCACGACUUGUUGAGCAAGGUUCUUGACGACGGCAGCUACGCUUCGGACAGGAUCCUCCGUAGUUACAAAAGAAGCUUAAAUGGCUUCGCAGCAAGGCUUACUGAACAGCAGGCAAAUAAACUAGCUGACAUGGAGGGCAUCGUGUCAGUCUUCCCAAGCAAAACCUAUGAGCUUCAAACAACAAGGUCGUGGGACUUCUUGGGCUUGCCUGAAACGCCGCAGGAAGAGCUGCCCUUGGAGGGGGAGGUCAUCGUCGGCGUGCUUGACACCGGCAUAUGGCUGGACUCACCGUCCUUCUCCGACGAGGGAUUUGGCCCACCACCCAGCAGGUGGAAGGGUAUAUGUCAAAACUUCACCUGCAACAAUAAAGUCAUCGGCGCUCGCGCUUACCAUGACGGACUGACCGCCGGCCUCUCGCCAUUGGACGACCAGGGCCACGGCAGCCACACGGCAUCGACCGCGGCCGGCCGGGCGGUCGGCAACGUCAGCUUCGGCGGGCUGGCCGCCGGCACGGCCCGCGGCGCCGUGCCGGGCGCGAGGCUGGCCGUCUAUAAGGUGUGCUGGGACAGCGCCUGCCGCGAGAUCGACAUCCUGGCGGCGUUCGACGACGCCGUCGCCGACGGCGUCGACGUGAUCUCCUUCUCCAUCGCCACCAGGUUCCCGUCCCUCUACUUCAAGAGCGCCGAGGCCAUCGGCUCCUUCCACGCCAUGCGGCGCGGGGUGGUCACCUCGGCCGCCGCCGGCAACUCCGGGCUCAGCGGCGGCCGCGUCUGCAACGUCGCGCCGUGGAUGCUGUCGGUGGCGGCGAGCACCAUCGACCGCCGGUUCGUCGACAAGAUCGUGCUCGGAAACGGCAAGACCAUUGUGGGAUCAUCCAUAAACACGUUUCCACCCGUGAACAAUACGACACUUGCAUUCCCUGUCAACGGGUCUUGUGAUCCAGAUGAUCUUGCCGGGGUUUCAUACAAAGGGAAGAUCCUCGUCUGCCCGCAGGAGGGCGGCUUUCGAACCCAGGCCACAGGUCCAGCAUUGGCCGGCGCAGCAGGAGCCGUCGUCACUGGCAUAGCACCCGACGCCGCUUUCACAAUGCCAUUGCCCGCACUCGUGGUAACCGAAGGCCAGUUCGACGAAAUCAUGGCCUACGUCAACAGCACUAGCAAUCCUGUGGGUACCAUAGAGAGAACUCACACGACGGUGAACCCACGAGCUCCGAUAGCUGCCUCCUUCUCUUCUCCUGGCCCAAACCAGGUCACUCCUGAGAUCCUGAAGCCUGAUCUAUCUGCACCGGGUAUCGACAUCAUAGCCUCAUGGUCAAUGCUUGCACCACCGUCGGACGAUCCUAACGACAAAAGGAGGGUCCAGUACGAGAUUAACUCCGGCACAUCCAUGGCGUGCCCGCACGCCAGCGGCGCCGCGGCGUACGUCAAGUCCCACCACCGCGACUGGUCUCCGGCGAUGAUCAUGUCGGCUCUCAUCACUACCGCCACUCCGAUGAACACGCCGGGCAACGCCGGCAGCAACGACCUCAAGUACGGCGCCGGGCAGCUCAACCCGGCGAGGGCGCGCGACCCGGGCCUCGUGUACGACGCGUCGGAGCGCGACUACGUGGCCAUGCUGUGCGCGCAGGGGUACAACGCCACGCAGCUCGCGCUCAUCACCGGCUCCAAAAACGCCACGGCCUGCGCCGCCGAUAACGGCUCGAGCUCGACGGCCGGCGACCUCAACUACCCGAGCAUGGCGGCGCUCGUGGAACCCGGAAAGAAGUUCACCUUGAGCUUCCCGCGGACCGUCACCAACAUCGGAGACGACGCGGCGGGCGCCGUGUACGACGUGAAGGUCCUUUCCGCUACCGCCGGCGGGGCGGGGGAUCGCCUCGCGGUUGCGGUCGCGCCGAGCAGGCUGGAGUUCGACGCGGCGAACGGGCGGAAGGCGUCGUUCACCGUGACGGUGUCUGGCGUGGUGGCGGAGGCAGGGCAGGUCGUCUCGGCGGCCGUCGUGUGGUCGGACGGCGAGCACGAGGUGAGGAGCCCGGUGGUGGUGUACACGUUGGACUCUGACGACAACGGGUUUAAGCAGUGA